Molecule: messenger RNA, 2650 nt
Organism: Camelina sativa (false flax)
Lineage: Eukaryota; Viridiplantae; Streptophyta; Magnoliopsida; Brassicales; Brassicaceae
Source: RefSeq, a predicted model, not a curated record
AUUGAACUGGUAAAAUAUUUCACAGAAAAUGUACAGAUUGCUAGUUCGAGCAUUAUUUGGAAGAGAACCAUAUAAAUUGUUUUGAUUUGUGGUCUAACACUCUAUGAGUACCCCAUAAAUUGUCUCAUAGUUUCUUAAUUUACAAACUCAAAUAUGUAAACCAAAGCCAACAUAAAUAAAAACUCUUCACGGCAUGUUCUUCAUUAAGCUCUUCACCAUCGUCUUCUUAAGCUUCUUUUUUCACUCGUCUUCGUGAGUCUCUACCAUGACCUCUAAUAUAAGUUAAGCCGAAGCGACUUUUCCCUUGACCAAUAAACAAAAACGACUUUUCCACACUCUUUGAGUACACUAUAAAUUGGCAUAGUCUCUUACAAACUCAAAUACCCAAACCAAAGCCAAAAACAAACUCUUCAACAUGUUCUUCAUUAUCAAGCUCUUCACCAUCUUCUACUUAAGCUUCUUUUGUGAAUCCCUAAAGUCCGACUUCACUUACAAUGGCUUCCGUCCUCCACCGACUGACAUAUCCAUCCAAGGAAUUACCACAUUCACACCCAACGGUCUCUUGAUGCUAACCAACACAACCAUGCAAAGCGUCGGUCACGCCUUCUAUACCAAACCAAUCCGGUUUAAAGAUUCUCCAAACGGCACCGUCUCGUCUUUCUCCACUACUUUUGUAUUGGCUAUUCAACCUCAGACCCCACUUGUUGGUACCCACGGUAUGGCCUUUGUCGUUGCUCCUAGCCCUAGCCUCCCGUUGGCCACCUUCGGCCAAUACCUCGGUCUCUUCAAUGUCACAAACGACGGUAACGAUAGUAAUCAUGUAUUCGCUGUCGAGUUUGACACGAUUAGGAAUAUGGUAUUCAAUGAUACGAACAAUAACCAUGUUGGAAUCGAUAUCAAUAGCUUAAACUCGGCGAAAAGUUCGCUGGCUGGGUACUGGGACGAGAAAGAUCAGUUUAAUAAUCUGACUUUGAUCAGUAGUAAGCGAAUGCAGGUUUGGAUCGGUUACGAUGGUCGUAGCCAUCGAAUCGAUGUAACGAUGGCUCCCUUCAACGAGAAUAAACCUAGAAAACCACUUGUUUCUAUAGUCAGAGAUCUGUCUUCGGUUCUGUUGCAAGAUAUGUACGUAGGUUUCUCGUCAGCAACUGGUACUAUUGUGUCCGAACAUAUAGUUCUUGGGUGGAGUUUUCGGGUGAAAGGGGAAGCUCAGCCAUUGGCCUUAUCGAAACUUCCGAAGUUGCCUGUGUGGAAUUCAAAACCAACGAGAGUCUACAGAUUCUACAAGAAUUGGGUGCCGUUGAUUUCCGUCUUGUUGAUUUUCCUCUUGAUUGUUAUCUUCCUCGUGCGCUUCAUCGUGAGGAGGAGGAGAAAGUUCGCUGAGGAGCUCGAAGAUUGGGAAACAGAGUUCGAGAAGAACCGGCUAAAGUUCAAGGACUUGUACUAUGCCACCAAAGGGUUCAAGGAUAAGAACCUUCUUGGAUCAGGCGGGUUCGGGAGGGUUUACAGAGGUCUCAUGCCCAAGACAAAGAAGGAUAUCGCCGUGAAGAGAGUCUCCAAUGAAUCCAGACAAGGGUUGAAAGAGUUUGUGGCUGAGAUCGUUAGUAUUGGACAGAUGAGUCACCGGAACUUAGUCCCUCUCUUGGGCUAUUGCCGCCGGAGAGACGAGCUUCUUCUGGUGUAUGAUUACAUGCCCAAUGGAAGCUUAGACAAGUAUUUGUACAACAGUCCAGAGGUAACCCUCGAUUGGAGACAGAGGUUUAAAGUCAUUAAUGGUGUGGCCUCUGCCUUAUUCUACCUCCAUGAGGAAUGGGAACAAGUGGUGAUUCACCGCGACGUCAAAGCGAGCAACGUCUUGUUAGACGCGGAGCUCAAUGGGAGACUUGGGGAUUUUGGUUUAGCUCAGUUGUGUGAUCACGGGUCUGAUCCUCAAACAACGCACAUUGUUGGAACGUGGGGAUACCUAGCCCCCGAUCACAUCAGGACAGGACGGGCCACUACCGGUACUGAUGUUUUUGCAUUUGGGGUACUCCUACUAGAAGUGGCAUGUGGUAGACGUCCUAUCGAGAUUGAUCACGUAAGUGGUGAGAGGGUCGUGCUCGUGGCUUGGGUUUUUGGGUUGUGGAUGGAGGGAAACAUCUUGAAUGCUACGGAUCAGAAUCUAGGGUCCGAGUAUAACCAAAGCGAGGUCGAAAUGGUUUUGAAGCUAGGUUUGUUGUGCUCUCACGCUGACCCACAAGCUAGACCAACUAUGAGACAAGUGCUACAUUAUCUAAGGGGAGAUUCAAUGUUACCAGAUUUGUCGGCGGUAGACUUACGUGGGAGUGGGAUUAUGUUGGGAACCAACCACGGAUCUAAUGAAUCAGGCAUGUUUACCACUGGAUCUUCAGUCGCUUAUUCUGUACUCUCCAGCGGGAGGUGAUUUUCGUAUAUCAUAACGUUCGUUCGUAGAAAGCAUUAUCUACAAAAUCUUGACCAUGUUUACGUAUAUGAUCAGUGUUGUACUCUUGACCUGAAAUAACUGAAGCUCCAAGAUUUAAAGUCGAUAUGGUUGAUGCAAAUGGAUUAUAAAGAGAAAUAUGAAAGUGUAUGAUUGUCAAAGAAUAUACACCAAGUGACUUUUGAAAUAUUAGUAGUAACACAUGUAUCAAGA